Messenger RNA from Polypterus senegalus (gray bichir), 1160 nucleotides. Its product is annotated as tripartite motif-containing protein 16-like. The coding region runs from base 33 to 1016 and encodes 327 amino acids. The transcript has 4 exons. Lineage: Eukaryota; Metazoa; Chordata; Cladistia; Polypteriformes; Polypteridae. The record is from RefSeq and is a predicted model, not a curated record. Gene Ontology annotation, molecular function: protein binding.
CUCCUAUCCAACAGCUUUCUGUGGAAAGAGUGAUGAGGGAACACGAGAAGAGCUUCACUGAUCUGAUUCACUGCAUUGAGGAAGCCCACAAGAAAUUGAAAGAGAGGAUCAGAGAACAAGAAAAGAGAGAAAUGGAGAAGGCUGAAGGAGUCAUGGAGCAACUGGAGAAGGAGAUUGAGGAGCUGAAGAGGAGAGAAGCUGAGCUGAAGGAACUUUCAGAGACCGAGGAUCAUCUCCACUACCUACAGACUUUCUCACCUCUCUGUGACCUUCCUGCUGAUGGAGACUCGCUCGGCUUUACUGUCACGGCUGAGUUUUCUUCUGAGGACCUGCUAAAGGAGCUGUCAGGUCUUAAAAAGAGUCUGGAGAAGAUCAGCCAGCAGGACAUCCUGACAAGGACUCCACCAGUUCGUGAAGCUCCAAUCUUCACCCUACAGUCUCCUCAACCUCAGAGCAGAGAGGAGUUUUUACAAUACUUCUGUCCCCUCACACUGGACAUCAACACGGCACACAGAAACCUCUAUCUGUCUGAAGGGAACAAGAAGGUGACAUAUGAGGGGACAAAUGCCAAAUAUCCUGAUCACCCUGACAGAUUUGACUACUGGUGCCAAGUUCUGUGCAGAGAGGCUCUGACUGGGACUCGCUGUUACUGGGAGGUGGAGGGCAGUGGACGCAUCAUGAAGAUUGGAGUCGCAUAUAAAGGACUGAGAAGGAAAGGAGGAGACGAUGAGUGCCGUCUUGGAUACAACGACAAGUCCUGGAGUUUGCAGAGGUCUGUUUUCCAGUGCUCUGUGCGUCACAAUAACCAGUGGACUCUAAUCAGUGCCCCCUACUGCCCCAGAGUAGGUGUGUAUCUGGACUGGCCUGCUGGCUCUCUGUCAUUUUAUAGCGUCUCACACACAAUGACCCUCCUGCACAGGUUCAACACCUCCUUCACUGAGCCCCUCUUUCCAGGGUUUAGUGUUGGUCUUCACUCCACUGUAACAAUCAGCCAUCUGACACCAUGUGACCACUGACCAGUACCCUCCACUGGUCACUUGAUGUCCCCACAAACGCAGGUCCUCUUUGAGUUUGUAGUUUAGGGUGAAUUUAAUUUUACAGAAUAGGUGAGUUGGAGUGGGCAGCACCUCUGUGAUUGAAUUUGUGGAUGAGAAUGCGGA